AAACUAGGGUUUUUAGGUAUUUAUCCGAUUAUCCCUUCUUCUACUUGAUUCUUGAGAUUAUUAAUAGCCGGCUGAAAUUCACCGUUUCAACUACCCUUUCUAGUGUUUUUUUCCCCCCAUGAAUUUUGUGUAGAUUGGUUUAAUAUUUUAAUUCAAGAUAUGUAUCCCUCUCGGGGAGGCAGUGGUUAUGGACAACAGCAACCUUACUCUACUCAAUCCUCAUAUGCUAACCAAAACUUGGGAGGUGCAUUCCCAGGGAGUUCAGUUGGGGGUUCAGACGGGUCUUUGGGUUCUCGACACGCCUUGAUGUUAGGAGGCACCGGUCAAGAAUCAGACCCGGCUGGAUAUCGGGCUCAUGGUCAUUCUGCAGCACCACCAUCACUCUAUGGUGGGCAGUAUAGUUCCAUCUAUGGUUCAUCCUCUGGGCAGGAGGUCAGCAGCUCAUUCUACUGUCUUUUCUUGAUUUCAUGUAAUUUUGACAAGCAAAUCAGUAUUUCGUGCAUAAAUGUAAUUUUAAAUUUUUUGUUGCUAAAAAAUUUGAUAAUGCAUAGCUACUAUCAUCACAGUUUUACAUGAUAUUAUAUCCCUGUU
Olea europaea var. sylvestris is the source of this 591-nucleotide messenger RNA. RefSeq lists its product as uncharacterized. NCBI's taxonomy places the organism in Eukaryota, Viridiplantae, Streptophyta, Magnoliopsida, Lamiales, Oleaceae. The record is from RefSeq and is a predicted model, not a curated record. Bases 160 to 576 code for a protein of 138 amino acids. The transcript is spliced from 2 exons.